This is a messenger RNA of Cryptomeria japonica (Japanese cedar), 390 nucleotides long. RefSeq names its product lysine-rich arabinogalactan protein 19-like. NCBI's taxonomy places the organism in Eukaryota, Viridiplantae, Streptophyta, Pinopsida, Cupressales, Cupressaceae. The transcript has a single exon. The coding region runs from base 1 to 390 and encodes 129 amino acids. The record is from RefSeq and is a predicted model, not a curated record.
AUGCAGUCUCCACCCACCGUGACUUGCAGCAGCCCCAGCGGUCACCGCCCAGUGACCAUCGCUAGCAGCAGCCUGCAGAGCGGCACUGCCCAACCCGCCGCACUCACCGCCUGCCUAGUCUGCGUGUCGCGUGCCGCCUGCUCCGCUCACCACUUGUGCAGUCCUCAGGUGCCGCCCAACUCCAGCUCUCAUGCUGCCCAACUCCUGCGUCGCCCAGCUCCAACUCCUAGGAGUUCUACCCACCGCUGGGACCUCUCGACCCCGCCGCCGAUGCCUCCCACCGACCCUCCGAUAGCCACCCCCGGCCCUCAGGCAGCCAUCCAGCCACCGCCAAAAUUUUCCGGCUGCUACCAAAAUUUUCUGGCCGUCGUCAAACUUUUCCGGGAAUAG